AUGCUCUUAUAUGCGGAUACACAGGAAUCUCUAAUCAUUCAAAUCCAAAAAGCGGUUGAAGAGGCAAGCCUAUGGAUGGAGUUGAAUACAAUGCAACCAACGCCUACGACCGUAAACGGGUUGAAUGAGGAAAUGAAGAAAUGGGAUCCACCUCUUCCAGGUUAUGUCAAAUGCAACAUCCACGCAAACUGGAGAAACGCAAAGCUCCAUAGUGGAGUGUCUUUCAUUGUUCGUGAUCAGAGUGGCAAUGUCCUCCAUCAUGCUAGAGAUGCUAACACUUUCUCUCCGAACAGAGCGACUGCUGAGCUUCGAUGUAUGGUAUGGACCUUACAGAGUUUAAAGGAUUUGGGUUAUCAGGAUGUUGUGAUUGGUUCAGAUUUUCGUGAGAUCGUUGAAGCAAUAAAGAAGCCCCUAGAAUGGCCCUUGUUCAGAAUGCUUCUUCAGAAGAUUAACACUUUUUGUGGUAUGUUCCGUUCGGUAGCUUUUGAGUUAGAGACGGUUUCUUCAAAUCAGAUAGUUAGAGAGAUUGCAAAGAGUGUUCUUCGAGAUGGUCGUUUUCAAUCUUACUUGGCCUUAGGAGGACCGGCGUGGCUUCACCAAAGGAUUUUAAGGGAUGCAUUGUUAAUUAGCUCAUAG
This is a messenger RNA of Brassica napus (rape), 636 nucleotides long. RefSeq lists its product as uncharacterized. The transcript has a single exon. Gene Ontology annotation, molecular function: RNA-DNA hybrid ribonuclease activity; nucleic acid binding. NCBI's taxonomy places the organism in Eukaryota, Viridiplantae, Streptophyta, Magnoliopsida, Brassicales, Brassicaceae. The coding region runs from base 1 to 636 and encodes 211 amino acids. The record is from RefSeq and is a predicted model, not a curated record.